This is a messenger RNA of Branchiostoma floridae (Florida lancelet), 2416 nucleotides long. RefSeq names its product polycystin-2-like. NCBI's taxonomy places the organism in Eukaryota, Metazoa, Chordata, Leptocardii, Amphioxiformes, Branchiostomatidae. Gene Ontology annotation, biological process: detection of mechanical stimulus. The record is from RefSeq and is a predicted model, not a curated record. The transcript has 7 exons. Bases 20 to 1321 code for a protein of 433 amino acids. Gene Ontology annotation, molecular function: calcium channel activity; calcium ion binding. Gene Ontology annotation, cellular component: membrane.
AGGAGGCUACGAGGCCGUUAUGGGCAUAUCUAACCUGGAAUCCAGACGAGUCUGCGGCUAUCUCCAAAGAAACGGCUGGGUUGACCGACUAACGCGCGCCAUUCUUGUAGAGUUCACGACCUACAACGCCAACAGCAACCUUUUCGGGACGGCGAAGUUCCUACUCGAGUUCGGGGCGAUGGGUGCGGCCAUGAUAGGAUAUCACGACAUCGACGUUUUGCGGCUGUUCAACCACAUGGGCCCAUUUGGAAUAAUGGUGGUGGUGUUUGAGUUGGUUUACAUCGGGUAUCUUGCCUUCUCCGUUUUCAAGGAGACCAAGAAGUUGCGGCAGCAGCGCUGUUCGUACUUCAGCGACCCCUGGAACGUGCUGGAACUUCUCAUCAUCGCUACGUCACUGACUGGAAUCAUCCUCUACAUCUUGAAGGCGGUUCACACGAGUUCAACUCUUUCUGCUCUCAAGGAAGAAGGGGAUAAGUUUGUGAGUUUCCAAAGCGUGUCCGUGGUCUACAUGGUCUUCCGCUUCGUCCUGUCCAUGGUCGUGUUCCUGUCCACACUGAAGUUCAUGAAGCUCCUCAGGUUCAACAAGAAGAUCUCUCUCCUGUCGGCGACUCUGCGCCACAGCACCACCAUGAUGGUUCCCUUCGUGGUGCAGUUCAUGCUGGUCUUCUUCGCCUUCGUGCACUUCGCUUUCAUCGUAUUUGGAGGAGGUUCUUUGAAAUACAACAACGUCAUCAGUGCCGCUGAGACCAUUUUCUCUAUGACCAUCGGGAAGUUUGACCACCAGGAACUGACGGACAUCCACAUGGUCCUGGGGCCGGUCUUUUUCAUCACCUUCAUGUUGACUGUAUUCCUCGUCAUCAUCAACAUAUCCUUCACCAUCAUCAACGACAGUUUUGUGGAGGUGCGAAGUGAUAUAUCCAAGCAGCCUAACGACUACGAAAUCAUGGACUUUCUGGCGGGUCGAGUGAAGAAAAACCUGAAGGCUGUUGCCGGUAUGGUCAUAGGAGAUGGCCAAGACGACAACCGUGACCCAGUGUAUAUUGAGUACACCACGGAAUGUAUCGUGGACCGUGUGGACAUGCUGUACCGGCGGGCGUCCAAUCUCUAUGUGCAGGACGUCCUGGAUGGGCAGGCGGAGUUCAUCGUGGACGAGUACAUCCGGAGCACCUGGCGGAGACGGCUCAGUAUAGACGACGAUUUCGACACGCCCCACUGGGACCCCGAGACUGUCAGCGUAAGCAGCUUUCAGCACCAGCCCGGCCCUACAACGGGGAAGUCUGACGAAGGCUACGUGUAUGUGGACCAUCCACAAUAUGACUAAUCUCCAAGCAGAUCAUACGGUAGCAUUAAAUAGUAUCAAAAGCUGUCAGAGGAGUGGAGCCGGCCUAGGAGCGUGUUUGGAUAGCUACAGGGGUAAAUGUACACCGCUUGUCUGACUACACUCCUUGGCCAGUUUGGUACUAUCUCAUCGUACUAUGCCAUCGUAGGAUCUAUUUGGAGAUCAGAUACGACAGCUAUUGUAUUGUAGAUAAAAUAGAAAAUAGAUGUCUUUCCUACCACACCUUUCGAUCCUUGAGGGUCCAUUUCUUACGACCCUGUCACAUAAUAUAGGAGAAUCUGUCAUAGAGGCCGACUAGUCUGCGGGCUCUAAAUGAGAUUUUCGACUGUCACAGUAAUACGCCCGAUGUUCUCUUGAUCUUCGCGCGAUUGCUCACAGGUCAUUGAGCCUCGUAGAUCAAUACCCUCGACUCUCGGACGACUUUAUGUGCUUUAUGACGAUGGUCUGAUCUCUUCUUGCAGGUCUGAGUUUAACAUGUAUUACACAGCCCAUUAUACCAGUACUUAUCAAACACCUUUGAUACACUGCCAAUUAUUUAUUAAUAUUACACCUGUCUUAAAACGGAACAUGUUGAUCCAACUCAAACGUUGUCCUUGAAAUAUUGCUUUGAAUGUGUGAAUUCAAAUGGAAGUAACUAUCGGUACUUGUUUCUUGAUCUAAUGGCUAGUAGGUGAAUAUACUUAACAUUAUAAUUAGUGCUAUUUUAAGCCUUCUUUAGAUAUGUAAAUUGAAGACAUUGUUGUUCUAUGUGUUGCAUUUUGCCAUUUAUUGUAUAUCUAUCAAUUGUCAUGCAUGUUCAAUGUGAUAUCUGUCAUAUGAUGGCCCAAAUUAUUUCGGGUAACUGUACACGUUGUUGCUGACACUGCACUGAAACCAUCAGUGUAUCAAUCUUAAAAUAACUCCUUCCUACCUAGAGUGGUGUGAUUACAUUGUGUAGACUAUUCAUGUUUGUCUUUCUUGCACGUAAUAUAAGCGCUUUGUGCACAUGUGGUGUUAAAAUGUAGAUAAUACAUGUGUAGUUGAGAAUAAACAUGAUGUGUUGCAUCUCAAUCGGGUACUUGUUUUCUGUCUAUAGGC